Messenger RNA from Microcebus murinus (gray mouse lemur), 458 nucleotides. RefSeq names its product cytochrome c oxidase subunit 7B, mitochondrial. Gene Ontology annotation, biological process: mitochondrial electron transport, cytochrome c to oxygen. NCBI's taxonomy places the organism in Eukaryota, Metazoa, Chordata, Mammalia, Primates, Cheirogaleidae. The record is from RefSeq and is a predicted model, not a curated record. Gene Ontology annotation, cellular component: mitochondrion; respiratory chain complex IV.
UAGAAGGGAAGGGUACUUGAAGCGGGUUUGCACCCAAGCAGCAUCUGGAGGUGUCGCAGUUCUACCUUCAGCUUCACGAUGUUUCCUUUGGCCAAAAAUGCGCUAAGCCGUCUCCAAGUUCGAAACAUUCAGCAAACAAUGGCAAGGCAGAGCCACCAGAAACGAACACCAGAUUUUCAUGACAAAUAUGGUAACGCUGUAUUAGCUACUGGAGCCACUUUCUGUGUUUCUGUAUGGACAUAUGUGGUAACACAAAUUGGAAUACAAUGGAACCUGUCCCCUGUUGGCAGAGUCACCCCAAAGGAGUGGAGAGAGAAGUAAUCAUCCCAGCUGAUGUAAUACUGAAUUUUUCCAAAACCAACUCAUAAUUGAUGCCAAGUAAAAUCACUGUGUACCCAUUAAAAUAUGGCAUUAUUGAAGAAAUAAAGUACAUUUGAAACCUUAAAAAAAAAAAAAAA